AUGGCAGCACGCCCAACGAUGCCCGACCCACCGGCAAACAGUAUGUGUUUUGUCGUCAUUGACCUGCCCUCUGUCUAGCCCGAAAAAGACGAAAUCGAGACCAGCAGCUAUCGCCCCAGAGGUGCACCCGGCUACGCAAGCAGCGCAAACAGCUUCGAUGAAGAAAACCGACACACGUCACAGCACCUCAGCAUUGCGUCGAUAGGGUAGUGAGGGACAGGGUAAUUUGUAGGUUCCAAAAACUUUGUAAGGCAUGGGAGGUGGUAAGCAGCACGCCACAAGAACCGGAUGACAGGCUGAGCGCAGUCAAUUUGAGGGCAAUAAAAAACCCCGUAG
Didymodactylos carnosus is the source of this 336-nucleotide messenger RNA. The record is from the annotation of a GenBank genome assembly. NCBI's taxonomy places the organism in Eukaryota, Metazoa, Rotifera, Eurotatoria, Philodinida, Philodinidae.